Messenger RNA from Fibroporia radiculosa, 753 nucleotides. RefSeq lists its product as uncharacterized. Bases 1 to 753 code for a protein of 250 amino acids. Lineage: Eukaryota; Fungi; Basidiomycota; Agaricomycetes; Polyporales; Fibroporiaceae. The transcript is spliced from 2 exons. The record is from RefSeq and is a predicted model, not a curated record. Gene Ontology annotation, molecular function: protein binding.
AUGUCGUCGCAGCCCGACUCCCCUCACCCCGUGGGCACGGCCUCCCCCCAGCCUCGCGAAAGCGACGGUCAUGUAGACGGUAAGCAGUCCGACUCUGCAGGCCGCUCGCCUCCGCCCCAGGAAGACUCAGAGGCUGAGCAGGCCGCUGCAUCCACCUCUGCUGCUGGGAGCAGUGCCUCGCCCCCUCCGACAGCCACGGCCACCAAUGGCGACUGGCAAGCUAUUUGGUCACCCGACUACAAUGCCUACUACUUCCACAACACCAAGUCCGGCGAGACCACAUGGACGAAUCCGCUCCAGCCUGCGCCCGCCGAGGAGGCUUCCGUUGACCCUACAGCAACCUCCAUGCCCCCAACCCCUUCUGCAUCUAUGUCUGCCAUGUACGACCUUCAGGCCGCAGCAGUUGCACAGGGCAUCGAUCCCUCGCUGGCCCAUCUCGACCCCUCGCUCGCUGCUGGUCCCUCGAAUCCGGCGUUUACUUACACGGCCAAAUUCAAUGCGCGUACCGGUGCAUUCACAAAGCCAGAUGGCCGCGAUCCGUCGCAUUUGUCGGAAUACGAGCGCGCAAAACGCAUGAGCGAGUUCUACUUCGACGUCAAUGCAUGGGAGCGCGAGGUAGAGUCGCGCAAGCUCGAAGAGGCACAAGAGGAGGAAUCUAAGAAACGAAAGAGACCAACCAAGAAGGAUUUGGAGCGAUUCAAAGAGCAGAAGAGAUUGAAGAAAAUCGCCAAGACUGCUUGGUUACGCACGUAG